Messenger RNA from Drosophila hydei, 1532 nucleotides. RefSeq lists its product as uncharacterized. The transcript is spliced from 2 exons. The record is from RefSeq and is a predicted model, not a curated record. Lineage: Eukaryota; Metazoa; Arthropoda; Insecta; Diptera; Drosophilidae. The coding region runs from base 669 to 1253 and encodes 194 amino acids.
UAAAGCUUGAUUAACGGUGCUUGCAAAUGUGUGUGUGUGCGUGCCUGUCACACACAUACACAUGUACGCAGGCGCAGCAGGAAUUCGUUUGUUUUGAGAGAGAGAGAGAGAGGCAAGCCACGCCCCCGCGCCGCAGAGCGCGUGCGAGAGCGACUACACCCGCCGGCGGGUUAGACUAAAGAGAGAGCAAGAGAGAGAGAGAGAGCGAGAGCGAGAGAGCGAGAGCGUGCAUUAGCAUUGAGCGCGCAUGUGUGCAAAACAAAAGCUAAAUGCUAUGAAAAUGCAAAUGGCAGACAAUGCGUAAAGAUCAACUGCGAGUGCGAGCGAGACAGCGCAUAUAAUUUAAAAUAAAACAAGAAACUAAAACUAAAACUAAAACUAAAAAAUUAUUAUCAAUGUAAAAUCGUAUGUACUAUAAAGAGUAAAAUGCAAAAAACUAACAAAAAAAACAAGAAAAAACGUAAUAAAUACAUUUACAUAGAUGUUGCAAAAACAAAAAUGAAAAGAAAAAACCAAAAAAAAAAAACCAUCACCAACUUUUGUCCAUCAGAAAUUUAGUUUAUUUUUUUUUUAAACGGCUUAACACAAAAUUCAGAGACAUUACUUUUAUCGGAAAAAUAUUUAUAUACAUAGAGAGAGAGAGAGAACCCAAGCAGCCCACUGCUCUAAUGUUGCUGGACGCCAUCAUUUGGUUACCCACACUAUUCACCUACAUAUUGUUCCUGCUCAUACUGAUCAUACUGUUCUUCAUUGUCGCCUAUGUUAGCCACAAGAUCUACAUAUCCAUCUAUGACAAUCUGCCCUUGCCGGCGGCGCCUGGCUCGCGCUACUCGAAUCGUGUGCAAUCGGCACGUUCCGAAUCAUUCGGCAAUCAGAUGAGCGCACGCUCCCUUUGGAUACAGAAUCGCUCCCAGAUCUAUGAAUCAUCAGUGGUCCGCAUUACACUCACUGUGGAGGCCUGCUAUCUGGUCAGCGUCGAGCUGGACAUCUAUAAGAAUCCCAGCCAGCGUGGCAUUAGUUUUAUGUGCAACUGCAAGACGGACGUUGACAGGUGCGGCGCCGUCGUCCCCAGGGCGGCGUCCAGUGUGCGCGUGCUCAAGUACUACGAUCAUUUGUCCAGUGUGCCACGUCUUAAAGCUCUGCUGCGCAGCAAUGAGCGCAAGAAUAUGCGCCUGGUGCUCGACGAUGUCAUCAAGGAUGUGUGUAGCACAGAUCCAUUGCCGGCCUGCUCUGCGGCCAUCAGUGAGAAUUGAGACGUCGAGGCGAACAAUUGAACGAGCCGCAAGCGUUGCCAACUGUGCGUGUGCGCGAGCGAGCGAACUAGCUAUAGCAAAGCUCGGGCCAAAGUUCUUUGUGCGAGACAGUUCGAUAGCGAGUGCGAGCGGGAGAGGGAGAGAGAGGGCCAGGGGCAGCUGUCCACAGUGGGCUCGCUUGCAUUUUAAAUUAGAGUCUCAUCUUUUAAUUGUUGUUCGAUAGAACGUGUUUUACUCUUUAUAAUAUUAUAUUGUGUCUUUAUUUUUGUAUGGAUAAAA